This is a messenger RNA of Cuculus canorus (common cuckoo), 1130 nucleotides long. It is a transcript of the gene EMX1, whose product is annotated as empty spiracles homeobox 1. The record is from RefSeq and is a predicted model, not a curated record. NCBI's taxonomy places the organism in Eukaryota, Metazoa, Chordata, Aves, Cuculiformes, Cuculidae. Gene Ontology annotation, molecular function: DNA-binding transcription factor activity, RNA polymerase II-specific; DNA binding. Gene Ontology annotation, biological process: regulation of DNA-templated transcription; brain development; neuron differentiation. The transcript has 3 exons. The coding region runs from base 47 to 763 and encodes 238 amino acids.
UCCCACCCCCUCCUCCCCUCUCCUCCCCUCUUUCCCGGCUCAAACCAUGUUCCAGCCGUCUGGGAAGCGCUGCUUCACCAUCGAGUCCCUGGUGGGCAAGGACACCCACCUCAGCCCCGAGGAGCCCCCGCGUCCCUCAGCCCUCGGAUACCCCCCACCCGCAGCCCCCGACCCCGCUGCCUUCGCUCCGGGCUUCCAGGGCUCCGGGGCUGCCGGACGGGCUCUGUACGGCAGCGCCGAGCUCGUUUUCCCGGAGGCUGUGGGGCACCCGGCGCUGCCCGUGGGGCCCCAUCAGCUCGGGGGUUCCGCUCUGCCUCACCCCCAUUCCUUCUUCGGGCCGCAACACCGCGAUCCCCUCAACUUCUACCCCUGGGUGCUGCGGAAUCGCUUCUUCGGGCACCGCUUCCAAGGGAGUGAGGUGUCCCAGGAGAGCCUUCUCCUCCACGGCCCCUUCGCCCGGAAACCCAAGCGCAUCCGCACCGCCUUCUCGCCGUCGCAGCUCCUGCGCCUGGAAAGGGCCUUCGAGAAGAACCACUACGUGGUGGGCGCCGAGCGCAAGCAGCUGGCCAGCAGCCUCAGCCUCUCCGAGACCCAGGUGAAAGUGUGGUUCCAGAACAGGCGGACGAAAUACAAACGGCAGAAGCUGGAGGAGGAAGGCCCCGACUCGGAUCAGAAGAAGAAAGGUUCCCACCACAUCAACCGAUGGCGCCUCGCCACCAAGCAGUCGAGCGGAGAAGACAUCGACGUCACCUCCAACGACUAAGGCAGGGACAAGCUCCUGGUGCAGCCACCAUGGAGAGGAACCCGGGGAAGGACGGGGGGACACGGCUGGCGUCACCAUACGAACUCUAGGGACAUCGCCGAAGCCACCGCCACCCGCUGCCUUUCCUCCGGGGCGCCCGACCUGACCGGGGACCCAAACCCCGUCCCCCCCUACCGCCCGAGGUGUCCUUUGGAGGUGCUUUUCGGGAAGCUCCCGUCGCUGAGCUGAGGAGGAAGAAGAGGCUGCCAGGGUGCCCGUGGCCCCGGGGACGCGACCGCGCAUCCUCCUCUGCGCUGGAAGCCGUCCGGCAGCCAUGAGAUCAAAUAAACACGUCCUACCUAGAAGCUCAAUGUACCCGACACCCCUU